Molecule: messenger RNA, 1152 nt
Organism: Thunnus maccoyii (southern bluefin tuna)
Lineage: Eukaryota; Metazoa; Chordata; Actinopteri; Scombriformes; Scombridae
Product: scavenger receptor cysteine-rich type 1 protein M130-like
Exons: 6
Coding region: 1-789 (262 amino acids)
Cellular component (GO): membrane
Source: RefSeq, a predicted model, not a curated record
AUGGACUGUGCAUCAUCAGAUUCCUCUUCCUUCAUCAUGGAGGUCACCUGCUCUGAAGCUGUUGGACUCACCUGCUCAGAGCCUGUCAGGUUGGUGGGAGGAGCCAGUCGCUGUGCAGGUACACUGGAGAUGAAACGAGAAGAGUGGAGACCAGUGUUUUACUCUGAUUGGACCCUGAAAGAAGCAGCAGACGCUGUCAGGCUGGUGAAUGGGACUAGUCUGUGUUCAGGCAGACUGGAGGUGAAGUCUGAGCAGUCGUGGUCCUCAAUGUGUGAAGCUGACUUUGACCAGCAGGAUGCAGAGGUGGUCUGUAGGGAGCUCGGCUGUGGGGAUCCUUCAGUCCUCCAGGGGGGGCUCUAUGGAGAAGUGGAGGCUCCAAUGUGGACCAAAGAGUUCCAGUGUGGAGGCCAUGAGUCUGCUCUCCUGGACUGUGGAAGAUCAGACUCAGCUAGAAGCACCUGCUCACCUGGCAAAGCUGUUGGACUCACCUGCUCAGAGCCUGUCAGGUUGGUGGGAGGAGCCAAUCGCUGUGCAGGUACACUGGAGAUAAAACAGGGAGAGUGGAAUCCAGUGACUGACCAUGGAUGGACCCUGAAAGAAGCAGCUGUUGUUUGUAGAUAUUUGGACUGUGGCUCUGCUGUUUCAACUGGAAAAAGAGAGGAGCGCAUUUCCAGAUCUGUUUGGAGGAUCAAGCCUGAAUGUGUUCGCUCUGGAUCUGAACUGAGGAAGUGUUUAUCAUCAGUUUCCUCUUCCUAUAUCGUGGAUGUCACCUGCUCAGGAGAACACUGAGCUGGAUUCUUAUAACCUCGGUGUUUCCAGAGCUGAAGGAGAGCCGGCUGAAGAGGAAGGAGCUCAGGGAGCAGAGUAGGACCUCCAAGGAGCCACAAACCCACUGAAGAAGAAAAUCAUCUUUGGUUUCAUCUCUCCUCUCAGUCUCAGCCAGGUUUUUGAAGCCCAGUAUGACGUCCAUACUGGUUGAUUCCACAGCUUCUGAUUUACAUCCAGCACCAACACUCAGUGCCAAAGUCAAUAAAUCAUUUAAAAAUUCAUCCAGUUGUUUGAGAGUUUAUAUCUUUUUUCUUCACUGCCUUUUAUAUAUUAUAUACUACUUGUUCAGCUGAAAUUUGUUAUUGCUUUUUCGAAUAUAUUUGC